Vicia villosa (hairy vetch) is the source of this 966-nucleotide messenger RNA. RefSeq lists its product as uncharacterized. The record is from RefSeq and is a predicted model, not a curated record. The coding region runs from base 1 to 966 and encodes 321 amino acids. The transcript has 2 exons. Lineage: Eukaryota; Viridiplantae; Streptophyta; Magnoliopsida; Fabales; Fabaceae. Gene Ontology annotation, cellular component: extracellular region.
AUGGGUUCAUUUUAUGUAUUGUGUAUCUUAGGUUUAGUACUUAUUAUUGGUAGUAGUGAGGUUGCACAUGGCCAAGACUCCGCAGACGACUACGUGAACGCCCACAACGCAGCAAGAUCAGCAGUAGCACUUGAGGGUUUCAUUAUUCCAAAUAUUCAUUGGAAUGCCACUGCCGCUGAAGCUGCCCAGGAAUAUGUUAAUCAACACAAAGACUGUAAGGUGGAUGUGUCCGAUGGUAAGGGUUAUAUAUUCCCUUUCGGAAAGAAUAUCGCGGUGAGCACGAAGGACAUAAGUGGCGUAGAAGCGGUGAAAUUGUGGGUGGAUGAAAAACCAUAUUAUUUUCACUAUGGAAACUUAUGUUACCGAGAAUGUCGUCAUUAUGUCCAGGUGGUUUGGUCUGCUUCAAAAACUGUUGGAUGUGCUAAAGUGGGAUGUGAUAAUGGAGGCACACUGGUUGCUUGCAUUUAUACACCUCCUGCCAACUUUGCUAGUUUAGUACUUAUUAUUGGUAGUAGUGAGGUUGCACAUGGCCAAGACUCCGCAGACGACUACGUGAACGCCCACAACGCAGCAAGAUCAGCAGUAGCACUUGAGGGUUUCAUUAUUCCAAAUAUUCAUUGGAAUGCCACUGCCGCUGAAGCUGCCCAGGAAUAUGUUAAUCAACACAAAGACUGUAAGGUGGAUGUGUCCGAUGGUAAGGGUUAUAUAUUCCCUUUCGGAAAGAAUAUCGCGGUGAGCACGAAGGACAUAAGUGGCGUAGAAGCGGUGAAAUUGUGGGUGGAUGAAAAACCAUAUUAUUUUCACUAUGGAAACUUAUGUUACCGAGAAUGUCGUCAUUAUGUCCAGGUGGUUUGGUCUGCUUCAAAAACUGUUGGAUGUGCUAAAGUGGGAUGUGAUAAUGGAGGCACACUGGUUGCUUGCAUUUAUACACCUCCUGCCAACUUUGCUAGUGAAUCACCAUACUAA